AUGACCAUCACUGAUGAGGCUAGAGAAGCCCAGCGGCUAGCGCAGAAGGAACAGCAGCGACAGAAGCAGUUGCGCCGCAAGAAUUACCAUGACCUACAAGUACAGGGUACCAACAACUCGCUGAUCGUAUCCAAACGGCUGGUGGAGCAAUUAUACACCCCCCAUGUCGAACCCCAAUUGGGAGAAUGGUUCAAGUAUUUCGUCCCCAAGGCUAAGCGCCGGUCUCCCGCUAUCAACAGGGGUUACUGGAUCCGGAUGGAAGCGAUUAAACGUACUGUGGUUAACGUGCUCCGGCUGUACCCGGGGAAACGGGUGGCAGUGGUCAACUUAGGGUGUGGCUUCGACCCGUUGCCAUUUCAGCUCUUCAGCUUAGGCAUUGACGUUGAGUGCUACGAUAUCGACUACCCCGAUCUUAUUGCCAAUAAGCAAGCGAUGAUCGACGCGGCAGAGCCCGUCCAGCAGGUGAUUAAGGACCGCAAGUACCAUUUGGUCGGGUGCGAUAUGAACCACGCCGAUAGCUACGAAAAAGUAGUGAAACAGAUCGACGCCGACGUCGCCAUUUUUAUUGCUGAAGUGCUGUUAGCGUAUAUGAAGCCCGACGACGCUGACGCCGUCAUUGCUCUUCUGGCGACCCACCCUAACCCUCAUUUCGUCAUUCUCGAACAGAUGAUGCCCUUAGGUCCCGAUACCGUAUUUGCCAAAAAGAUGAUGCACCACUUUGACCAUCUCCGCCACCCGCUCCAGCUGAUUGAACGCUACCAUACUCGAGAUCUUCAACAACAACGGUUUAGCCGAUGGUUCUCGCUGGUGGAACUGAAAGAUCUUUAUGAGGUGUGGCGAGACUAUAUUGACGACGAAACCAAAGCUAAAGUGGCCGAGGUGGAGCCGUUUGACGAGUGGGAGGAGUUUAUCCUCUUUUGCCACCACUACCUUGUUACUCACGCGUGUAACGAUGGCCACCUUUACUUGGGUGAACGGCCGCCGGCGCCGGCGCCGCUUGCGCUCGAACACUGUCACUGGGAAAAACUGGACCCGCUCGAGCUUAAGUUCCCCGCCGCUUGCGCUUUGUCCCUGGGGGUGUUAGUGCACGGUGGUCUCGGCCAAACCCGCAGCGAUGCCACGUUAAUUGAUGGUAAACUUGUGGCCCCGUCUGAUCCUCAGCCGCUGGCGCGGAUGAACCACACGGUGGUGGCUCUUCCGGGGCUGGACAGGGCUUUGCUCAUCGGCGGUCGAGGUCGCCCCGGGCUCGAUUACGACGACGUGUGGUUGUUUGACAAUGGCGCCUGGCGCCAGUUGCCGGCGCUUCCGUUUUCGUUAAGUCGCCAUGCCGCCGCUGCCAUCAGCGCCUCUGAGGUUCUUGUGGUCAGCACCCACGGCAUUCAGGUUUACGACAUCAAUACGCACACCGCUAAUAUCAUCAACGGCGAUAUUUGUCUCGCCAGCGCCGGUAUCGCCGUUGAUAGCAGCGGGCAAUACGCCUACAUCGUCGGCGGCAUGAGCGACCGUCUCGCACCCACCACCUCCGACGCUAUCUACCGCGUCGACAUCGUCCUGGGGGCCGCCACCGUUAUCAGUCGCGACCCUCACUACGCCCGCAUCGGCGCCCUGGUCGCCUGCCACGGUGCCACAUUAGUAAUUGCCGGCGGCAUCAACCCGCUAGCCCUUACCGCCGACGUGCUUUACGUGGACGUUACAUCGCUAUCGGUGACGGCGACGUCGAUCCCGGGGCUGGUACUUAUCGGCCACCAUCUAGUUACCACCAAUGGCGCGAUGGCGAUCGUCGGCGGCGGCGCGGUGUGCUACUCGUUUGGCAACGUCUACAACCCUAGCUACACCAUGCCUCUAAGCCACUUGGCGUAG
This is a messenger RNA of Diutina rugosa, 1860 nucleotides long. Its product is annotated as tRNA methyltransferase. The transcript has a single exon. The record is from RefSeq and is a predicted model, not a curated record. The coding region runs from base 1 to 1860 and encodes 619 amino acids. Gene Ontology annotation, molecular function: protein binding; tRNA methyltransferase activity. Gene Ontology annotation, biological process: tRNA methylation; wybutosine biosynthetic process. NCBI's taxonomy places the organism in Eukaryota, Fungi, Ascomycota, Pichiomycetes, Serinales, Debaryomycetaceae.